AUGGAGAAACUGUUCCAGAUCAGAAGAACCUUCCUCAAGUUUCUGACAAAACAACCUGCGACUUUGGUAGUAGCGUUUCAGAACCCAACUCCUAGUCCUUGUCGAUCGCCGGCACGAUUGGUUUCCAUAAUUCCCAGGGAAGCACGAAGGAAGCGCCGAGGCGAGAGCUUUAGCACGAAAGAGCCCACUUCUCCCAAAGUAUCGUGCAUGGGCCAAGUUCAAGGCAAGAAGAAAAGGAAGGCCCGGAAACAGAAAAGGGCCCAGACCCAGGCCCAUACCCAGAAGGAUUCAACAAAACCCGUUGACUCUGUUGGAGAAUUGAAGAAGAUUGUGCUUUGGAUUCGGAAGGGAAGUGACGAAGGACAAAAGCAUAAGGUUUUGGAAGAGAAGAGAGUGGAAGCUCCAUCGUUGAAUACAAUGAAAAAGUUUGCCAGUGGAAGAGGAUCCUUGUAUGAUUUUGAUGUUACAAUUGCAGAAAGGUGA
Messenger RNA from Vigna radiata var. radiata (mung bean), 483 nucleotides. RefSeq lists its product as uncharacterized. The transcript has a single exon. The record is from RefSeq and is a predicted model, not a curated record. Lineage: Eukaryota; Viridiplantae; Streptophyta; Magnoliopsida; Fabales; Fabaceae. The coding region runs from base 1 to 483 and encodes 160 amino acids.